GCAGCGGGAACGCUCCGGGCCCGCGCCCCCUGCGCGCCGCAGCCUUUCCAGCAACGGAGUGGCGGGCCGCGCGGCAGGUGGCUCGCAGGGCCGCAGAAGGUUUCGGGGUUCCAGGCUGAGACCCUGCAUGGGCACCCCUUGGGGCCCGGGGCCCCGGGGGAGGGCCUGCGGCAGAAGGGGAGGAGCUUACGUCGCCCGCCAGCCGGCUGGAGGCCAGGACCUCUGAGGCCCAGACUCAGGGGCUAGUGACUUAGCCGGGAUUAGCUGAACGCUCGCUCCCGCUGGCCCAGCCCCGCCAGCCAGGUCUCCAGCACGUGAUGGCAGAGACCCCCAGCCCCAUGGCCAGGCCUGGGGAGCCUGGUGCUGGGGAGGCCCAGGAGGAGGAGGAAGUGGAAGAGCCGGACGCUGUGAGGUCAAGGGCAGAGAUGCUAGAGCAGGCCCGGGAGCUGUUUCUGCUUUGUGACAAGGAUGCCAAGGGCUUCAUCACUCGGCAUGACCUGCAGGGUCUGCAGAGCGACCUGCCCCUCACGCCGGAACAGCUAGAGGCCGUUUUCGAAAGCCUGGAUCAGGCCCGCACAGGCUUCCUCACCGCCCGGGAGUUCUGCCUCGGCCUGGGGAAGUUUGUGGGGGUGGAGUCAGCCCAGGGCUCACUGCCCUUCCAGGCUCUAGAGGAGACCUUUGAGUCGGGCUGGUCAGAUGUGCAAGGCACUGAGGGCUCCCUGGAAGAAGAGGAGGAGAGAUUCUGCCAAGCGCUGGAGCAGCUGGGGGUGGCCCCAGUUCUGGGCGAGCAGCGAGCGGUGCAGACGCUCUGGACCCGGUUGCAGCGCGAGCGACCCGAGCUGCUGGGCUCCUUCGAGGACGUUCUGAUGCGCGCGUCCGCCUGCCUGGAGGAGGCGGCCCGAGAGCGGGACAGCCUGGAGCAGGCGCUGCGGCGGCGGGAGAGCGAGCACGAGAGGGAGGUGCGGGGCCUGUACGAGGAGAUGGAGCAGCAGCUACGCGAGCAGCGCCGGCGCCUGCGGAAUCAGGAGCCCCCCCGGGAGGAGCGCAGAGGCCUCCUGGAGCUGGAGCUGCAGAACCGCGAGCAGGAGCUGGAGCGCGCGGGCCUGCGACAGCGGGAGCUGGAGCAGCAGCUGCAGGCCCGGGCCCGCGAGCAGCUGGAGGCACAGGCGCAGAACGCCCAGCUGUGGCUGGCCAACGCGGCGCUGAGAAGUCAGCUGGACGGCGCGCAGGAGCAGCUCCGCAGACUGCAGGGCGAGGCGCAGGGCCGCCGGGAGCAAACCCUACGAGAGGUGGUCGCAGUCUCGAGGAACAUGCAAACAGAGAAGCUCAGUCUCCGGCGGCAACUGGAGCUCCUCAGGGAGCUGAACACCCGGCUGCGGGACCAGAGGGACGCCUGUGAGGCCAAGAGGCUGAGCAAUGGUCGAAGGAAAGCUCUGGCCAUGGCCCGCUUGCCGGGGUCCACCUGCUGCUGCUGCUGCUGCUGCUGGGCUCACCCUCCGAGACGUGGCUCUGGGCCCCUUCCCAGUGCCCACUGACCAUCCCCAAGAGACUUGGAGAAACCGCCCCUUGAAGGUGGUGCGUUGUGGCUAGGUGCUGCCCAUCCAGCAGACUGAAGGAACUCAUGCAGGAGUGCUGAGUCUCAGGUGCCUUCCUGCUGGUCCUCAUCCUGUCCCCAUCCCAUCAGACCCAUCUAUGACCAGCAGAAGAACUCCCUCCUCCUAAUAAAGUCCACUGACUGCA
Mustela erminea (ermine) is the source of this 1740-nucleotide messenger RNA. RefSeq names its product calcium release activated channel regulator 2B (gene CRACR2B). NCBI's taxonomy places the organism in Eukaryota, Metazoa, Chordata, Mammalia, Carnivora, Mustelidae. The coding region runs from base 318 to 1535 and encodes 405 amino acids. The record is from RefSeq and is a predicted model, not a curated record. Gene Ontology annotation, molecular function: calcium ion binding. The transcript is spliced from 11 exons.